This is a messenger RNA of Entrophospora sp. SA101, 2420 nucleotides long. NCBI's taxonomy places the organism in Eukaryota, Fungi, Glomeromycota, Glomeromycetes, Entrophosporales, Entrophosporaceae. The record is from the annotation of a GenBank genome assembly.
GCGAAGGUCCCUCGCAUAUUAUAAGCAUAAUUAAUGAUUACAAAAAUGAAAAGGCUGUUAAAGCUAUUGAACGGCUUUUAAAGAAAUUAGCUACAAUUAAAACUCAAGAAAUAAUGCAGGCUAGACCAAAACGUCUUCCAUCACCAGCACUUAUUUCUUUACAUUUAGAAACAUUUAAAAAGGCAACUUUUGAAGUGAUAAAUACUCAACCUGUGAUUUCUCAAGAGGAUAAAACUGGUGAUAAUUAUUUUAAUGAUGCACAAGAGUUCUUGUUGCAGCAAAAAUACUAUGAUGCAUUGGAGGCUUUUGAUAAAGCCAUUAAACUCAAAUGCGAACAUCUUGAUUAUGCUUAUAAUAUGCGAGGGACCUUCGCCUAUUUAUUGGGUGAUAUAGAAGAUGCAUUAGGCUAUUAUUAUAAGGCUCUUCAGCUGCCACCUAAUUAUGUACAAAUUUAUAUCAAACAAUAUUUUAGCAAUAAGGGGUAUGUGUUUUAUAUUGGAUUAGGACUUACCACUGUGGUUUUAACUGGAGUUGGUCUAUAUUUCCUUCAAGCACCUAAACCACCUAAACCAAAAAGCACACGUUCUACCUCUCGCAGAAAAGUACAAAAAACCAACAAGUCAAGUGGAAAAAACGAAUCAACAGAAACUACAAGAAACAGAGAAGAGGAUGCGGAGGCCGAAGAAUAUGAAAGAUAUACCAUUGAUCAAAUAAAUGCCUUACCAAAAGAGAAACGAGUAACAGCUUCACAAUUGCUUAAAGUUCGUGGAAAUACAGCUUUUGGUAAAGGCAAUUAUGAAAAGGCAAUUAAGCUCUAUACACAAGCACUUGCAUUUCAUCAAGAUCCUAUAUUCUAUGGCAAUCGAGCCGCAUGUUAUUUUAGCAAAAAAGAAUUUCAGAAAACUAUUGAAGAUUGCAAUAGCUCAUUGGAAAUGGAUCCUUAUUAUGCUGUUAAAGCUAUUGAACGGCUUUUAAAGAAAUUAGCUACAAUUAAAACUCAAGAAAUAAUGCAGGCUAGACCAAAACGUCUUCCAUCACCAGCACUUAUUUCUUUACAUUUAGAAACAUUUAAAAAGGCAACUUUUGAAGUGAUAAAUACUCAACCUGUGAUUUCUCAAGAGGAUAAAACUGGUGAUAAUUAUUUUAAUGAUGCACAAGAGUUCUUGUUGCAGCAAAAAUACUAUGAUGCAUUGGAGGCUUUUGAUAAAGCCAUUAAACUCAAAUGCGAACAUCUUGAUUAUGCUUAUAAUAUGCGAGGGACCUUCGCCUAUUUAUUGGGUGAUAUAGAAGAUGCAUUAGGCUAUUUUGAUAAGGCUCUUCAGCUGUCACCUAAUUAUGUACAAAUUUAUAUCAAACGUGCAACUAUUUACAUGGAACAAAACAAACCUUUUCAAGAAUGCUUGGAGGAGUUUUCAAAGGCUAUUGAAAUUGAUAAGGAUGAUCCUGAUAUAUAUUAUCACAGAGGACAAGUAUACUUUUUAAAUAAUGAAUUUUCAAAGGCUAUUGAAGAUUAUGAACGUAGAAUAGAGCUUGAUCCAGAGUUUGUUUUUGCAUACGUACAGCUUGCUCUGUGCAAAUAUAAAACUAAAGGAAUAGUAGAUGCAAUUAAAGUUUGUGAAGAUGCAAUAAGGAAGUUUAGUGAUUCAGCAGAAAUUUACAAUUAUUAUGGUGAACUGUUGGUUGAAAGCGGUGAUAUUACUUCAGGAAUGGAAAAAUUUGAUAAGGCUAUUGAAUAUACUAAAGGAAAAUUUGUGUUGCCUUUAAUAAAUAAAGCAAUGCUUUACUUACAUCCUAAUUCUACUAACAAUUUUAAUGCUGCCGAGGAUCAUUGUAAACGAGCUUUGGAAAUCGAUCCAGAUAGUGACCUAGCAAAUUUAAUUAUGGGCGAAGUUUUAUUGACGAAAAAUGAUUGGGAAAGAGCUUUACAAUAUUUUGAAAAGUAUCAAGAAUUUCCGAGAACCGAACAUGAACUUAUAGUUGUUCAGGAAUAUAUAGAGGCUGCAAAAUCUCAUAGUGACCUAGCAAAUUUAAUUAUGGGCGAAGUUUUAUUGACGAAAAAUGAUUGGGAAAGAGCUUUACAAUAUUUUGAAAAGUAUCAAGAAUUUCCGAGAACCGAACAUGAACUUAUAGUUGUUCAGGAAUAUAUAGAGGCUGCAAAAUCUCGUAUUGCCUUCAAGAAAAAAUAUCCACAAGAUCUAAAAAAGGAUAAUGGUAAAGAAGGAUCUCGUGCUCUAAUCAAAGAAAUUUGGAAACAAAUUCCUGAAGAAAUAACAGACGUUGCCUUGCGGAAAGCCAUGAAAAACUAUAAUAAUAUGACAUCAGAGCUCGCAAAAUUUUUCAGUGACGCAGCUCAUCGAACGUACACCUUCACUCAGGCUGACACCACAGAACUCAAAUCUACAUCCACGUCACCCAAUUAA